This is a messenger RNA of Pomacea canaliculata, 3307 nucleotides long. Its product is annotated as protein FAM92A-like. Gene Ontology annotation, cellular component: ciliary transition zone; ciliary basal body. Bases 141 to 1205 code for a protein of 354 amino acids. The transcript is spliced from 9 exons. The record is from RefSeq and is a predicted model, not a curated record. NCBI's taxonomy places the organism in Eukaryota, Metazoa, Mollusca, Gastropoda, Architaenioglossa, Ampullariidae. Gene Ontology annotation, biological process: cilium assembly.
UAGUACAACUAUGUAUUUAAUUAUUUCCAGUCAUAUCACAACUGAUGAUCAAUGUUGUGUGUGGACCUGCUGAAUGAGAAGCGCGUGAAGUCGGCACACACCCGCGUACCCGUGUACCCGCCGCCAGCAGGCCACUGCGCAUGUCACAAGGGAGACAAGCCGGAAGUGAGACAAGACAAGGCGGAGAGAGAGCCGUUCGACAGACGCUCGCUAUCCUAGCUGUCAACAUGAGCCGCACUGGUGCUGAAAUGAAGGCGAGUGAGAGCCAAUCUAAGACCAUCCAGGAUCGUAUUACAGCCAUUGAGAAACACCUUGGUCAGUUGUGUGAUACACUUGGUUCGUACACCCGCAAAACUGCUCGUUUGAGAGAUAAAGGUGAUGAAAUGUCAAAAUGUUUAUUUGAGUAUGCUGAAUAUGAAAAAUGGAAUCCAACACUGCGGAAUGGAUUGAUGCAGUUUGUGGAGAGUCUGUCUGCUGUGCAGGACUAUAGAGAGGCACAGGUACAACGGUUGGAAAAGAAAGUGGUUAGUCAGCUGAGUGGCUAUGGUUUACUUUGCAAACAAACCAAGAAUGAUAUGAAAGGCGCUUUCACAGCACAGAACAGAGAACAAGUGCAGAAGAAGAAACUGGAACAGAUGCGAAUAAAACAGCCUCAUAAUAGGCAACAAAUUCAACAGGCAGAAGGUGAGCUUCAAAGGGCUAGCAUAGAGGCUUCCAGAGUUUCGCAUGCCCUGGAGCAGCAGGUAGACAGCUUUGAGGCCAAAAAGAUUCGUGAUGUAAAGAAAGUGCUAAGGGAGUUUGUGCAAAUUGAACUAGUUUUCCAUGCCAAAGCCUUGGAGCUAUAUACACAAUGUUUUCAGUCAAUAAACAUUGUAGAUCCAGAUGCUGACCUGGAGGAGUUUCGGCGCCAGAUUCGACCAGUGAAUACUGCCAGGAAGGAAAUGGCCAGUGCAGCACAGCAGUCUCUUCAAGGCAGCAAAAGAAGUAGUGACUCUUUGUCGACUCCUACUGUGCGGAGUAUGCAACCACAUGUCACUAAUGGAAUCCGUCGGGAGACUAUGCAGGAUGACAGUGAAGAUGAUGAUGAUGAGGAGGAUGAAGAUGAUGAUGAUGAUGAAGACGAUGAUGAUGAUGAAGAAGAAGAAGAGUAUGCGGUAGCUACACCAAAGUCAGCGAGCAAGACUUCAAACUCUCAACGGCGUUGACAUUGUGUAGAGUGAUCUGAAGUCUUCUCUUAACAGUCUGGUGUCAGCUGACCCCAUCCUGUAGUCAGCAUCCUCUUUAUACCACAUUGUUAUUUAUUUGGUCUCAUAGAAAAAGAUCUUCAUAAAGAGCUCUGGCAUAUGUAGGACCUGGUGUGGUUCUGUAAGCCAAGAAGUGCACUCUUCUGAAGGAUUGCUGAUUAAAAAAUUUAUCUACACUUUGCCUAUGUGCCUCUUUUCCCUAAAAUUCCAGAAGCCAAAAUAAGUCAUCAGUAUAGUUAAGGACUUUUGACAUUUUCUUUGACAAACUUUACAUCCUGUUUUUUACAAAUUUAAAAAAAAAACUUUUUUUUUGUGUGCUGCUAUCUGAAAAGGGCAAUCCAGAAAGUUUAUGACAUUGAUCAGUGGGGACUUUUGGGCAUAGUAAUUUAAAGAAGUGUAGGUUAAAUGAAGCAAGUAGUAAAACUGCAUCAUUUGCCCCCCAAAAUUUGUGAAGGAUAUAUAUAUGUCAUUUAAAUGCAUGCCAGAUGUCUAGAGCUGUUGACAUAGAAGGGAUGCAAGGUCAAAUCUUCUGGACCACUUAUAAGGAAAUAACUCCUUGAUGUAGGGGUGGGAGAGCUGUAUCAAGAUGUGACUUUUUAAGUCGACCACAAGGUACUAAAGCUGUUGCUGCCUAUGGUGACAUGAAGUACUGAUUUCUAAAACUUGGUGCAAAACAUGUUGGUAGCAUGAUACAGUGCAAACUGAUUUGCUAUUGCAUAUCCAUGUGGACAAGGAAAUAAGAAUAUAAAACUAGACAGCAGUUAUUAAAAAAGUUGUUGACUUUUCACAGUUUUAUGCCUGCUAAACCAUGAGAUAGCAUUAGUGUCUUCAUGGUUUCAGUUGUAGAAUUUGCUCUAUUUUUUCUCAUAAGCAUAAGAUCCUUUUGCUGACGUGGGAGCUGUUGCUAGUCGGCCGCAUGUUAUUUCAGACCUCACUGUUCUUAAAUGCUUUUCAUACUAUACAUGUUCAAGUUUUAGCAUGCUUGUAAUCCUUUCCAGACACUUUGUAUGGUCCUUACAUUCAUAGAGUGCUCUAUAAGGCACUUAAAUUUAAAGGAAUCUUUUUUUAAAUAUCUGAGAUUAUAUGUAUUUAGCAUUGUGCAUCAGUACUUUAUGCCAACAUUUUGAAGCAAAAAAAAUUGCUUUUGGUAAUAAUAUUGUCAGCUUUUGCAGAUAAUAUAGAAACAUUCAAAACAUGGUCUACUUAUUUUAUUUUAAAAUAUUUGAUGGGGAAGGAGAACUUGUACAUCAUCAAUGAAUUCUUUUCUGUGAAAAUCUAUUACCUCCAACUUUACCAUUUGAUAGAACCUGUUUUUUUUUUGCUCAUUUAAAAUAUAAUGCUAUUUUUAUUGACCUCGUCAUUUGUGUCUUUAGUUUUGUACUGCAGUUUCCUAGUAACUGCUGCUUUUAUUGUCGUCUCACAGCUGCUGAUUUCACGAACAAAGAUUUUAGUGUUUUGUAGUUAACACUGUGAUACUGUAGAGAAAACAUUCAUGUGCAGUUCUGAAUUGCAUAUUUAGUGCAUGGUUGAUUUUCAUAUCAAGGCUGCUCUUAAAUCACACAGUGUCUGUAGCCAUUGCUUGUCUAAUCAGUUGCUUUGGCAGGAAAGUGCUUAAUCCUGAAAGUGGUUUCAAGCUACGUGUGGGAAGGGAGAGAGAAGAAAACCAGAGUACCCAAAUAAAACCCCAGAUAGGCAGCCAUGCAAAUAGCUGUCGCAUACAGUUGACAAGAUCUGAACUCAUGGCUUCUCAUUGCAGUAGUGACAAGUGAGUGUUUAGCUACACACAACCAGGCAUUCCAUUGCUUGUAUAACCUUGUAUGAUGUCUUUAUAACCUUAGUAGUACAUAGCUUUAGUAUGUACACUGGCUCCAACAGUGGUAGGUGUAGCCUCUAUUGACCUUGUGUCAGUGGUAUGUCCAAACAUCAAAAUAAAGGUCAUAACUUUCCUUGGUGCCUUUGUGAGGCAAGUAUUUGGUUUAUAACACUAUGUGAUUUAGAGCAGCCCAAGGAAGAAAGCAUGAAAACUUUAUUUUACUACCAAAAAUUAAACCGUUAUCAUAAUA